UCGCUCACUCCCUCGUUCGCUCGCCCGCCCCGCACCUCUUCUCCUUCUCCUUCUUCCACUUCCACUCGAGCCAGCGAGCAAAGCAGUACGCCGAGCGGAACACCGUCGGACCCCGCUUACGCUUUUGCUGCAAAGCUCGCUGAGGAUCGUUAUCAUAAUAAUUAUUAUUACCGAACUGAGCUGCGUAGAAAAAAAAACUGGCGCAACUAUGCGCCACACUCUCUUUCGCGACUCCUAUUUAUGACGAUAACCACGACUUUUCCCUUUCUAUUUGCUUUUCUUGGCGCUCCUCUGGAUGCAAACACCUGACAACCACCCCACCGAAUGUACUCUUUAAGGUGACUCCAUGAGCCAGCGAUGGAGACCAAAAGAUACCAAAGUCUCUUUGAGGGGAGCGAUACAGAGAACAGGUGGUCUCAGAUCCCCAGUACCAUGGAGUUCGGCUGUACCGCCGAGGACUCCAGCCUGGACAUGGCGAAUGUCGCCGACCCAAAAGUGGGCGGCGCCAAGAAGCCGCAGCAGCCGGUGCUUCGUCCUGGGCCGAACCAACACUUCGGCCCGCCACACAUCAGCAACUGCUCCUUGCAUGGUGCCAAACCGGAAAUGGACUCCAAGGAGCUUUCCAAAACCGUGGCCGAGUCCAUGGGCCUUUACAUGAAUGCUGCCAGGGAGGCGGACUUUGCCUUCGGCCAGCACGGGGGCUCGUCCAGCCCUGGGAAAACGCACUACCCGGUAUGCGGGCGCUCUCUCGGGGACAGCCAGCGUGGCUCGGCCAGGAGCCCCAAGCUGAAAAGGUUUGCGUUCCCGCCGCCAAGCGGAGGAGACGGCACCGUCGGCGCCCCGGCGAGCUCCGCUUCCAUGCUACUAGCCUCGUCGCUGUCCGGCAGCCCGCAGACUUCCAGCCCGGGCGGCGGUAACAACCUGGUGUCGUCGACCACCACCAGCCCCCCGGCGGGUUUCGGCCCGGCGUGCUCGCCUGUAAGCCAUGCGGCCCUGUCCGGAGCCAGGCGCAGGAAUCCAUCGGCGUGCAGCCCUGUGGAGUCGAGCACGGUGGGCUCGCCGCCCCUGCUGAGGUCCCCCAUGUCCAGCCCUCGGAGUAUGACGAGCGUGAGGUCCCCGCAGACCUGCAGCGUCAUGUCCUCCGCUUCCAGCCCCGCUGCCGUCCGCCCCCCCGCCUGCAGUCCGGCCAUGGCCAUCGGAAGUCCGCAGAACCCUUCCUCCGGAGGCUUCCCGGCGCCCAGUCCGACCGGCGAACUGGGUUUGGCGCGGAGUGACACCCGUAGCCCCGAGGCCACGGCUCUGACCGACGAGCUGGACUUCAAGCCCUUUGAGUUCCCCAAGGUGGAGAUGGUGGAUGGCGAGGUGUUCAACGUGGGUUUGGACCAGAUGGGCAUGGUGAAGUACAUCAAGAACGAGCCCGGGACUGAUUUUCGGAGCAUGUGCUCGGGCGGCUCCAAAUGCAACACCUCCAAUGCGCCGUUUAUCACGCAAAUCAAGAACGAACCCGACAAAAGCGACGGGUGCAUGAACGCGCAGUCCUACGGCGAAGAGUCUCCGCCGCUUGGCCUCUUCCCGGCAUCCGAGACCACCUACUUGUCCCUGAGGAAUAACGUUGACGAAUACAGCCUCUCCGGAAUCUUAGGACCGCCGGUGUCCCUCAACGGGAGUUACGACGCCGACGUGUUCGCCAAUGACGUCCUGUCCAAAGGGGUGAAGCAAGAGUCCAGUGAUGGCGACUACUACCAGGAGAGCAACGGCGUGCCCGCCUCGGCCAUUGUCGGAGUUAAUUCCAGCGGACACUCAUUCCAUUAUCAGAUUGGCACGCAGGGAACAAUGUCCUUUGCGCGGCACGACGUCCGGGACCAGUCCAACCCCUUGUUGAGUCUAAUAUCGCCGGUGGCGGCCUUGAUGGAGUCGUGGAAAUCGCGUCCGGGGAUGCCGCAGGGCUCGCUGUCGGCCCGGGGCGACGGAUACCCGGGUCAGAACUGUAUCAGUGACGGCAUGGUCAGCUCGCCGCUCAGGCAACCUUCCUCGACGGCCAAGGUGUGCCUAGUGUGCGGGGACGAAGCGUCGGGCUGCCAUUACGGCGUGGUGACGUGUGGCAGCUGCAAGGUCUUCUUCAAAAGAGCUGUAGAAGGCCAGCACAACUACCUUUGCGCUGGUAGGAACGACUGCAUCAUCGACAAGAUCCGACGGAAAAACUGCCCGGCGUGCCGCGUGCGCAAGUGCCUCCAGGCCGGGAUGAACCUCGGAGCUCGUAAAUCCAAGAAGUUGGGCAAGUUAAAGGGCAUCGGCGACGACCUGCAGUCAACCAAGGAAAGCCAGCCGGCGGCCGGCGUGGACUUCCUGUCGUCCGAGAAGGAGCUUAACGCCAACGCCGCCAGCGUUGCCUUGAUGCCCCGCGGGGCCAGUGUGGUCACACCUUUCCUGCCACCGUCCAUCUGCAGCGUGCUGGAACUCAUCGAGCCCGAAGAGGUGUACUCGGGCUUCGAUAACACGCAGCCCGACACCACCGACCACCUGCUGUCCAGCCUGAACUGCCUGGCCGGCAAGCAGAUGGUGCGCAUGGUCAAGUGGGCCAAAGUACUUCCAGGUUUUCGAGGCCUGCCCAUCGAGGACCAAAUUACAUUGAUCCAGUACUCGUGGAUGUGCCUGUCCUCGUUUUGUCUCGGCUGGCGCUCCUACAAACACAACAACGGACAGCUGCUCUACUUCGCCCCUGACCUCAUCUUCAACGAGGACCGGAUGCAGAAGUCUGCCAUGUACAGCCUGUGCCUGGGCAUGAGGCAGGUGAGCCAAGAGUUUGUUCGGCUGCAGCUCACCUACAACGAGUUCCUCUCCAUGAAAGUCCUGCUGCUUCUCAGCACAAUUCCCAAAGAGGGUCUGAAGAACCAGGCGGCGUUCGAGGAAAUGCGAGUUAAUUACAUCAAGGAGCUCCGGCGCUCCGUAGGGAAGGCAACCAACAACUCAGGCCAGACCUGGCAGCGCUUCUUCCAGCUCACCAAGCUACUGGACGCCAUGCAUGGUCUCGUGGCCAACCUGCUGGAUUUCUGCUUCUACACCUUCCGCGAGUCGCGGGCCCUGAAGGUGGCGUUCCCCGACAUGCUGGUGGAGAUCAUCAGCGACCAGAUACCAAAGGUGGAGUCGGGACUCACCCAUACAAUCUACUUCCACAAGAAGUGACGGGGGGCCCCCCACCUCAAAAAAUGUAAAAGUCAAAUCGAAAAACAUUCAGAAAUGCUUGGCCGAGAACUUUGGAGAAACGGCAAGGGCGGAAAACGUCGCGAGCAGUCGUCGUGCGCCAUCCGGACGUGAUGGAGGAAAACAAAAGACCGGGAUUGUCGGAUCGGAGUCGGGAAUAUAUCCCUCUGCCAUGCCCCCCCCCCCUCCAUAACCCCUCUUGUGCACCCCAAAGACGCUUACCGAUCUUUUCAACGGAGAUAAAGCCAUACAUUUCCUAGGAUGUGCUAGUGCUACGUUCACACUAACACACCCCACGACACAGAUGCACUAAAGAAAAAAAAAUCCCUAACAAAAAUAUCACUCAAAUUAACUGUGGCUUAUAUGCAGUCUCUCACAUACAUAAAUCAAUAUAUGGUAUACAUGCCAAGAGCUAGACAUUUGCUUUGCAGCGUAUCUACAGCAGGACUACAGGGCAGACAACAAAAUACAUGUAUCAUGAAAAAAGAAACAAACACCACGCUUGACUAUAAGGCCAAAGGUCUAGUUAAAUAUAUUCCAAGGGCUACAUGUAUGAAUAACGGAUGUACAUGCUUCACCAUGAGCUCACUUUCAAAUUCAAUUGGUGUUAUCGAAGUCCAAAAUGAUUCGUACCCGAGUGAAUUUUUUACGUGUCGAAUAUGCAGGAGACAACACAAGAAAGUGGGGAAAAUAACUGGAGAGUGAUUUGACAAUUUAAGUGGGGUUUUUUUGGUGUUAAAAAUGUUUUGGUGAGAUGAAAAAAAGAUAAAUUAUCACAAGAGAUUUUUUUUUAAUUUAUGAGAAAAAGUUGUAAAUGCAGAACAGAAAAAAGUUCAAAAUUACUUUAAAAAGAGCUAGUAUUUUUACAAAAUAUUUUUAAUGAGAAAGAAAAACAGACAGCCGUGAAGUUCAAAAAUACUGAAUUUCAAGUUCAAAAAGGACUUUUAUGAGGAAAAAAAGCUAAACUUGAAAUAAAGCUACUUAUGAAAAGAAUUCAAGAAUGCUGAAAAAAUCAGUUUGAGAAAAAAAUCUUUCAUAUAAAAACAUUUCUAAACUUUACAUAAAAAAAUAAAUUGUAAUUUUUAUCUAAACAUUUUAAUCACAAAAAGUUAUAUGAAUCUUCAUUAAUGAGUAAAAAACAAGACAACAUUUUUGUUUGACAAAAAUCUUGAUUAUCUUCAUGCAUACUGUAACAAAAACAAUUAUAAAUUUAAGGGAAAAAAAAUCAAAACAAUUUUUGAGGGGGGAAUCUGAAUUUAAUGUGAAAAAAAUCUCGAACAUGUAAAAAAUACAGGAUGAUUGAUUUCCCGAGGAAAAAAAUCUAAAUUUUAAAAAAAAGUGAUAAUCUUCAUAAAAUAUUCUAUAACUUGAGAACAGCUGUUUUUUUGUUGUUUUUUUUUUUACCAGAACCUGAUAAUUAAAAGAGAAUAAAGUUUGAAUACUGUUUAAAUUUCAGCCCUCAAAAAUUUCUUGUGACAUACUAUCUCGCUAAUAAUGUAGCUAUCUAUCGACGUUACAAAAUAGGAGAUGAAAAACAUGAGUCGUUAUUUUAAUGACUUGAAAAAGAACCCGCCAGGCGAAUAAAAACUGCCACAAGACUAAAACGGCCACAACUUUACAAAUUGAAAUGCAUUCUUGUCACUUUCUUGUCCCCUUUCCAGCCUCACUCAUUCACUUCAAACGUCAAAUCUUUCUGGCAAGGGGCAUGAAUUAUUUUGGACUUCACAAUACUUUUUUUUUUCGUGCAGCAAAACAAUCCAAAGUCAUAUGCAAAAGGUUAAUGGAGUCACUCGAGAGGUUGUACAAUCAAGACAAUAAUGUUGAGUGAUUCAGUUUGUAAAAACAAAACAACAACUACAAAAUGCCGCUAAUGCGUUGUUGGCCGGCUGGGUGGUAAUGGCGGCCGGCCGUUUGUGUUAUCUCCAGAGCAGCUGUCGAGUUCACGUCUAUUUUGACUCGCAAGCAAAGCCAGCCAGCCAGCCAGCCCUUUGUGACCUGACUCUUCCCACAAAUAAAGCAUUUUUAUAAGA
This is a messenger RNA of Hippocampus zosterae (dwarf seahorse), 5231 nucleotides long. RefSeq names its product nuclear receptor subfamily 3, group C, member 2 (gene nr3c2). Bases 358 to 3183 code for a protein of 941 amino acids. Gene Ontology annotation, molecular function: DNA-binding transcription factor activity; sequence-specific DNA binding; zinc ion binding. NCBI's taxonomy places the organism in Eukaryota, Metazoa, Chordata, Actinopteri, Syngnathiformes, Syngnathidae. The record is from RefSeq and is a predicted model, not a curated record. The transcript is spliced from 9 exons. Gene Ontology annotation, biological process: regulation of DNA-templated transcription.